CAACGACGGAGCGAAAUCUGAAUCGGCAGUCGAACUUACUCGAGAUCCGGCUCAGUCCGGGUCCGUACGGUUACGAGCAGAGGCGCCGAGUUGCAUAUAUGGUCUAGGGUCAAAAGGCGGAACAGUCCCAGAACGACGAAAUCAGGAUGACCACCGCCGCUGUCGACGAGGCGGCACAGGCCGAAAACGACUUACCGCUGGAAGUCCUGGCCCGCAUCGAUGCAUCCCUGGGCCAGUUGAACUCCAUCAUCACCGUCUGCAGUGAAUUGCUCACGGAUCUUCAAAAUCCUAAACCUCCGCAAAUGGGUCAAACGGCGUUGCAAAGCCUGCGGUUCCCUGGAUACUUGAAACGCGCUCUGUCAGUACAUGACAUGCUCGAGCUCUUGAAGGAGGACUGUGGAUAUGUCGACGAUGCGGCCAAAGGCGUCAAUGAGGCGAUCGCCAACACAAUCCUGGACACUGCGGAUCUCGAUGCAAUGAAGAGAGAAUGCGAGGCAUUGGAAGUGGUAAGCUCAGUUCUAGGAUACCGGCACAGCGACUCAGCGAUGGCUGAUGACAGGGUCGCUUCUGAUGUGCAGAGAUCGAAACAUGCGUCAAAGAUACUGCGACAGUGUUUGAAAAGAUGCUAUCGAGCUCAAGAUGUGUUAGCAGAGGUCAUGCAAAUGGACACGGACGAAGACGUAACGGCUUCGUAUCCACCAAAGCCUUAUUCGGCGCCAGCGGUGUUGGGAGCCGCCAAUGGUGGGCGAAAAGGGAAAAGCGCAGUGGGCAGCGAUGCAAUGGACGUAUCGUGAACGCCCUUCUUCAAACAACGGUCGUUAACAGCAUAUACAAUGGCGUCUAUAGACACCGCCACAGAUCUGUGCAUGAAAUCUACUUGUUAUAUUGCAUUAAUACACAUUAUACAGACAGGCCUAUUGA
Molecule: messenger RNA, 921 nt
Organism: Fimicolochytrium jonesii
Lineage: Eukaryota; Fungi; Chytridiomycota; Chytridiomycetes; Spizellomycetales; Powellomycetaceae
Exons: 2
Coding region: 147-794 (215 amino acids)
Source: RefSeq, a predicted model, not a curated record